AUGACAGAAGAAAGUGCAACGGUUAAAAAAAGGGGACGUGGACGUCCGCGGAAGUCGGACACUGUCGCUCAAUCGCCCCAAGAGAAAAAGAAACCGGUGAAGGAAGCGGUGGAACUGCCGCCACCAGAAUCGGCUGACGAUUCAACGGAAACCGAGGAAGACGUGGCACCACAGCCAGCGAAAUCACCGGCUGGCAAAAAGCGUGCCGCUCCCGAAAGCCAGAAUGACAAAAAUGAGCCAACCCCAAAACGGGGCCGCGUUGGUCGUCCACCCAAGGCGGGGAAAGCAGCCCAGGCAAGCAAGGGGAAAAAACCGGCAAGCAGCGGCCGUGGUCGGGGACGCCCGCGGAAGAAUCCCUAA
This is a messenger RNA of Anopheles marshallii, 360 nucleotides long. RefSeq names its product histone H5-like. Lineage: Eukaryota; Metazoa; Arthropoda; Insecta; Diptera; Culicidae. The transcript has a single exon. Gene Ontology annotation, biological process: regulation of DNA-templated transcription. The record is from RefSeq and is a predicted model, not a curated record. Gene Ontology annotation, molecular function: DNA binding. The coding region runs from base 1 to 360 and encodes 119 amino acids.